AUGAUCUGCUGCGAUAAUCAGCCUUUUUCGAUCGUGGAAAAUAUGGGAUUCAAAAAUUUUGUGAAUACUUUGGCUCCCGGCACGAAGAUAAAAAGCCGAUAUUUCUAUUCAUCGAAAGGACUGGAUCUGUUGGUGGCGAAUUUGGAAGAACAAGUUAAAUUGGAUCUGAAAAAUGCCGAGGAAUUAUCUAUGACGUCAGACGGAUGGAGCUCCCAAGACAAAAAGCAUUCACUGCUUUCCUUGACAGCUCAUUGGAUUCACAAAGAAACAUUCCAGCCAUGUUUCGCAGUACUUGGAAGCAGAGCUAAUUACAAAAAUUUGGACAAAUUCAAUAUUGAUAAGAGCAGUGUUGUUUGUAUAACUCGCGAUGGGGCGACUACAAUGAGCUCUUUAUGCUCAAAUCUGAACAUGAAAAGCAUUCACUGCUAUGCUCAUCUUCUACAGCUGAGCGUGAAGGAUAUGCUCGAUUCCCGAAAAGAAUUGGAUGAAAUUGUGGAGAAAAUGAAGAAAAUUACUCGUAAAAUGGGCCGAUCGGGAAUUGCUCAGGAAGCGUUUAAGAGUAUAUUAAAUGAAGAAGGGUUGCCAUCGAGAAUGCUAAAAAAGUCGACAGAAGUUCGCUGGAGCAGCUUGUUGCUAAUUAUUCGAUCCUUCAUUCAGAAUAAGAAAGUGGUGGUUCUCCUAGGAGUUGAUUAUCCCGCAAUAGGAUUCCCAUUGUUUUCUACCAGUGAUUGGGAGCUGCUCGAAGCAGUUGAAAAAGUACUGUCUCCAAUUGCAGAAACGACAAAAAGCGCUCAACACCGUUACUUGGCAACGGCUAGUGUCAUUAUACCUUCUAUAUGCUUACUAAUGUCCGAAUUGGACGAGUUUAAGGAUUCAGAAGUUGAGCAUGUAUCGGAUUUGGCGGAAAAUUUGAAAAAAUCAAUACAACAUCGUUGUGGGAAAUACAAACUUGAUGAUAUGCUCCGAACCUCCACUUUCCUCGAUCCGAGGUUCAAAGAUAUGUUUUUUACGAGUUCGCAUAAGGAUUCAAUCAUUCGGCAACUUCUGAAAAAGGAUGGAAGUGUGUCUGAAACUUCUGGAAAAGUCGAUGAUGUUGUUCCUCAAGUCAAUGAGACUCUAUCGGCAUAUGAUAAGUACUUGUUGAAGCAUUCUCAAAAAACUCCAGAACCUUCACCCAUGAGUACUCAAGUGGAAGAAGAAGUAACUCGAUAUCUACGCUCUCCGCCUUCUAGAAACAUCAACCCAUACACCUUUUGGCAAAAUGGAAAUCUUUGGAAAUCUUUGGCCCGGCCCGGCCAUGCCCAGCCAGGCCCGCGGGCCGGGUCCUGA
Messenger RNA from Caenorhabditis briggsae, 1329 nucleotides. Bases 1 to 1329 code for a protein of 442 amino acids. The transcript has 10 exons. The record is from RefSeq and is a predicted model, not a curated record. Lineage: Eukaryota; Metazoa; Nematoda; Chromadorea; Rhabditida; Rhabditidae.